CUCCCCGGAGCCCCGCACCAUGGUGGAUGCGUUCGUGGGCACCUGGAAGCUGGUGGAAACGACCAAUUUCGAUGAGUACAUGAAGGCGUUGGGCGUGGGCUUUGCCACGCGGCAGGUGGCCGGGUUCACCAAGCCCACCACCAUCAUCGAGCUGGAUGGGGACAAGGUGACGGUGAAGACCCAGAGCACCUUCAAGAACACGGAGAUCAGCUUCAAGCUGGGCGAGGAGUUCGAUGAGACCACGGCGGACGACAGCACGUCAAGGGUUUGGGUGCUGAGUCAGCAGCAGCAGCUGUGCAAACAGCAGCCCCGGAGCGUGCUGGGUCAGCCCAUCCAAAACCCUUCCCAGGCCCUUUUGGUUCAGAUCAGAGCCCUGUCCGUGGUCACGCUGGAUGGAGGCAAACUGGUCCAUGUGCAGAAGUGGGAUGGGAAGGAGACAUCGCUGGUGCGGGAGCUGAAGGAUGGGAAGUUAAUCCUGACUCUCACCAUGGGCAACGUCGUGUCCACCCGCACCUACGAGAAGGCCACAUAGAUGCCAUCCCCAGCUCCCUGCCUGUCACCUGGUGCCACAUUCGCCCCCCCCACACACACCUCAGCCCUCGCCCCACACCGGGGUCCUGGAGCCCAUCACGCCAUGGGGCCACCCGCUGCCCCUGUCCCCAUCGCUCGGGGGCUGCUGGGGCCGGUCUCAUGGGUCAGGGCUCUUGUUUUUUAUUGAUAAUGGGAAAAAGCCACGUGAAGGAUGAAUAAAGGUCUCGUUGUUACA
Molecule: messenger RNA, 766 nt
Organism: Pezoporus flaviventris
Lineage: Eukaryota; Metazoa; Chordata; Aves; Psittaciformes; Psittacidae
Gene: FABP3
Product: fatty acid binding protein 3
Exons: 5
Coding region: 20-532 (170 amino acids)
Biological process (GO): fatty acid transport
Cellular component (GO): cytosol; nucleus
Molecular function (GO): fatty acid binding
Source: RefSeq, a predicted model, not a curated record